This is a messenger RNA of Anopheles marshallii, 1671 nucleotides long. RefSeq lists its product as uncharacterized. Gene Ontology annotation, cellular component: nucleus. NCBI's taxonomy places the organism in Eukaryota, Metazoa, Arthropoda, Insecta, Diptera, Culicidae. Gene Ontology annotation, biological process: peptidyl-arginine methylation. The record is from RefSeq and is a predicted model, not a curated record. The transcript is spliced from 3 exons. Bases 1 to 1671 code for a protein of 556 amino acids. Gene Ontology annotation, molecular function: protein-arginine N-methyltransferase activity.
AUGAGUGAUGAAGAAGAUUGCCCUCCGCUGUGCGAUAUGGACACGACGGUAGAUGAUUCCAAUGGGGAGGACGACGAAUGGGAGAUUGCCGAGGAACAAAACGAUCCGGUGAAAUGUUUGUUCUGUGAAACUAUCUCACCAACGAUGACGGUAGCCAUACGUCAUGCCAAACAGCAGCACGAUUUUGAUCUUGCCGGUGUUCGAAGAAGGUUUUAUUUGGACGAGUAUUCGUACAUUAAAAUGAUCAACUAUAUUCGGCGCGAAAAACCAUCCCCGGAACUAUUUAAAACGGCUACAGGAAGCAGUUUACCGUGGGCUGAUGAUAAGUAUUUACAACCCGUAGAGAACGAAACUUGGUUGAUGUUCGAUCUGGACGAGUUAGAUGAAAUUAUGCUUAAUAAUGGCAGUGGUGGUAGUACGGGUGGUAAUGGUGUAUCGGGAGAGAAAGACAAUGGGAACGAUAUCGGGGAUACGAUGACGCUUACCACGGACCAGUACCGCAAACUACAGGGAAUAAUUAAUGACCUAACGGCGCAACUUCGUGAGAAGGAAAACCUGCUGCAGCAUGCCGCGAGCAGUAUAGAGAAAAUGAAGGAAAGCUUUCGCAAUGUGCUGGCGGAACAGCAGCAACCGAAUGGUAAAGCCGAGGAAGAUAGCCCUGGAGGCGAUAAAAAGUUAGAGCAGAUCAAGCGCAAGCUCGAGCAUUGUGUCAGCAGCGUGUCCGUGGAUGAUGAUCAGAGCUAUUUUAACACGUACUCUCACUUUGGAAUUCAUCAUGAUAUGUUGAGUGAUGAAGUACGCACCUCGAGCUAUCGGGACGCGAUCCUGCGUAAUACCGACAUUAUGAAGGAUAAAACGGUGCUUGAUUUGGGAUGCGGUACGGCCAUUCUAUCGAUGUUCGCAUCGAAAGCUGGAGCAAAGGAGGUAAUUUCUGUCGAUCAGUCGGAUAUCAUUUACCAGGCGAUGGACAUCGUGCGUAAGAACAACAUCGACAACAUACGGUUCGUGAAAGGGCGGCUGGAGGACACCGAACUGCCGGUAGCAAAGGUCGAUAUCAUUGUGUCCGAAUGGAUGGGUUACUUUUUGCUGUUCGAGGGUAUGAUGGACAGUGUAAUAUAUGCUCGCAAACAGUACCUCCGGGAUGGUGGUUUAAUAUUGCCUAACCGUUGUAACAUCAGCAUCGCCGGAUACGGUGAUCUUGAGCGGCACAAUGAAUUUAUCGGCUUUUGGAAGAACGUGUACGGGUUCGAUAUGUCGUGCAUGAAGAAGGAGGUGCUCCGGGAAGCAACGGUCGAAGUGUGCAAGCCGGAGCACAUCAUCACAAACGCGAAUAUUAUUGCAAACUUUGACCUGAUGGAAGUAGACGUAGACUGUCCUAAUUUUAGCUAUGAGUUUGAGCUGAAAGUGAAGCGAGAUACGCAGCUGACCGCAUUGAUUGGUUACUUUGACACAUUUUUUGAACUACCGGAACACAUCGAAUUUUCGACAUCGCCAUACUCACGGCCGACCCACUGGAAGCAGACAAUUUUCUACCUGGAGGAACCGGUACCGGUCAAGGAAGGGCAAACAAUUAACGGAAAGUUUGUCUGCCGCCGUGAUCCGAAAGACGUGCGUUCGUUGUUUAUCAAUAUUGAGGUUUUGAACAAGGUUCUAAAGUAUACACUUAACUAG